Molecule: messenger RNA, 1080 nt
Organism: Anisakis simplex (herring worm)
Lineage: Eukaryota; Metazoa; Nematoda; Chromadorea; Rhabditida; Anisakidae
Source: the annotation of a GenBank genome assembly
AUGAUACUAACUAGGCAUUGUGUCAAAGAUUGCUGUUCCACGCAAUUCCCAGUGGUGCAUUGUCGUCCAGUAAUCGCGGUAGCAGCAGACAAAGCAACAACAAAGCAAAUGGAAUUGAGGGUUGGUGGACGCUUUCGGUUAGGACGCAAGAUUGGUAGUGGAUCAUUUGGGGAUAUCUAUUUGGGUCAGAAUAUUGUUACACAAGAAGAAGUUGCUAUUAAAUUGGAAUGUGUUAAAACAAAACAUCCACAAUUGCAUAUUGAGUCAAGAUUGUAUAAAUUGAUGAGUGGUGGAGUGGGCAUUCCUCAGGUGAAAUGGUGUGGUUAUGAAGGUGAAUAUAACGUUAUGGUGAUGGAACUGCUAGGCCCAUCAUUAGAAGACCUCUUCAAUUUUUGUUCAAGAAAAUUCACACUGAAGACUGUAUUAUUAUUGGCCGAUCAAAUGUUAUCACGUAUAGAAUAUAUUCAUUCGAAGGAUUUUAUUCAUCGCGAUAUCAAACCAGAUAAUUUUUUGAUGGGACUCGGCAAGAAGGGGAAUCUCGUUUAUAUAAUAGAUUUUGGUCUUGCCAAAAAGUACCGUUGUAGUAGGACACAUACGCAUAUACCGUAUAGGGAAAAUAAGAAUUUAACAGGUACCGCAAGAUAUGCGUCAGUGAAUACCCAUCUUGGAAUUGAACAAAGUAGAAGAGACGAUAUUGAGUCGUUGGGUUACGUACUGAUGUACUUCAAUCGUGGCACUUUACCGUGGCAAGGCUUGAAAGCGGCCACAAAACGACAAAAGUACGAUAAAAUAUCUGAGAAAAAAAUGGGCACACCGGUGGAAGAGCUGUGUGCUGGGCAUCCUGUUUGUUGUUUACCACCAGAAGCAUUCGCAACAUAUCUGAAAUACUGCAAAUCGUUGGGCUUUGAAGAGCAACCAGAUUAUUCACAUUUACGACAGUUGUUCCGGAAUUUAUUCCAUCGGCAGGGCUUCACCUAUGAUUAUGUUUUUGAUUGGAACCUCUUGAAGACUGCGAAAAGGGUUCAGCCCUCAGUACAAUCGCAACAAAUACCGCAGUCAAGAAUGAUGAUCGAACAGUGA